Parastagonospora nodorum SN15 is the source of this 189-nucleotide messenger RNA. RefSeq lists its product as hypothetical. The transcript is spliced from 2 exons. NCBI's taxonomy places the organism in Eukaryota, Fungi, Ascomycota, Dothideomycetes, Pleosporales, Phaeosphaeriaceae. The record is from RefSeq and is a predicted model, not a curated record. The coding region runs from base 1 to 189 and encodes 62 amino acids.
AUGGCUAGCACGGCCUUCGCCUACUUGAACCAAGCCCCUGAGGGCAAAGUUCAGGCACGAGCAGUCGCUGACGAGGCCGAGGCGAUCAACCUUGAAGCUCGUCAACGCACCAGUGGUGCCAGCUCGCUGUCCAGCAGCGCUGCCGCUAUGCUUCUCCCUCUGGCUGGUAUGGUCGCGUAUGGCCUAUAA